UUAUUCUUUCCAAAAUAAUAUGUUUUUAUUGUAAAAUGUCUUAAUAAGAAAUAUUGCUCUUGUUGCAAUUCUGUGUCUUGCCACUUGAUGUCACAAUUGCCUAACUAUUAGAAAACUUGAGAAAAACAUUAUCAUUUCAAUAGCUGGCAUUUUGUGCAAGCAUUUUUUUUCAGGGAUCACAGGUUCUGUUCAUUUCCUUUACUAGAUACAUUUUUACUAUCAAUACUACAAAAUUAGAGAAAUGAAUCUGCAAAACAAUCAUUUCUCAUUAAAGAUUAGGCUAGUUGUCAUCAUGUUACAAAUGGCUGUUAAUGUUAUUCUGAGUCAGCUCCAUUAUAUGGUACCGGAGGAAUCAAAGCAUGGCACAUUUGUUGGGAGAAUUGCCCAGGAUCUUGGACUGCAGAUCAGUGACAUUAAUUCCAGAAGAUUAAGGAUUGUAUCUAAGGAUGGCACAGAUUAUUUCCAGGUAAAUCUUCAAAAUGGAAUAUUAUUUGUCAAUAAGAUCAUAGACAGGGAAGAGCUUUGUCCAGAGAUCAGCAUUUGUUUAAAGCAGCUAGAGGUCAUAGUAGAGAGUCCUGUGCAGAUUCACCAUGUAGAUGUAGAGAUUGAAGAUAUAAAUGAUAAUUAUCCAGCUUUCUCACAAAAUGAAUUCAGAUUAACCAUAGCAGAAUCAAGGGUGCUUGGAUCUCGAUUUCCACUAGAGGGUGCUGUAGAUGCUGAUGUUGGCACAAAUUCAGUCACAAACUAUGAACUGAGUCUAAAUGAUCAUUUUGUAUUAGAUGUUCAAACAUAUACACAGAAAAGCAAAUCUGUCCAACUGGUUUUGAAAAAAAUGCUUGACAGAGAAGAAAUGCCUUUUCAGAAUCUAACCCUUACUGCAUUUGAUGGGGGUAAGCCAAGAUUAAGUGCCACAACUCAACUUCUAAUUACAGUACAAGAUGUAAAUGAUAACACUCCAGUGUUUGAGCAGUCAUUUUACACAGUCAAUUUGCUAGAAAAUGCUCUUAAAGGAACUAUUGUCACCAAACUGAACGCAACAGAUCUGGAUGAAGGUGAUAAUGGUAAAAUAUUUUAUGCCUUUAAUAAACUAGUUUCACAACAAAUUACAACAGUAUUUAGCAUUGAACAGUAUACAGGAAUUAUUUAUGUUAUUGGAAAAGUAGAUUUUGAAAAGAAAAACAUGUAUGAAAUCGAGAUUGAUGCUUUGGAUAAUGGUCACUAUGCCAUAGCUGGACACUGCAAAGUCAUUGUUAACAUUUUAGAUGUUAACGACAACACCCCUGAGCUAACAGUUACAUCACUCAAUCUCCCUGUUCCAGAAGAUAUAACAGAAGGAUCUGUUGUUGCUGUCAUCAGUGUUCAAGAUAAAGAUUCAGGACUGAAUGGGAAGGUGAAUUGCUACAUUUCUAAAAAUAUUCCCUUUAAAAUAACAUUAACCCUAAGAGAAUACUUCUCACUGAUAGUGGAUGGACCUUUAGAUCGAGAAAAUGUUUCAGAAUAUCAUAUUGAAAUAACAGCAGUAGAUGAAGGCUUGCCACCUCUUUCAGUAAGUAAAUCAAUUAAGGUAGAUAUAAGUGAUGUGAACGACAACCCUCCAACUUUUCAGAAAAUAUCUGAGUCAAUUUCAGUGAAGGAAAAUAACCCUCCAGGCUCUCAUGUCUAUACCGCAUCAGCCACGGAUUCAGAUAUCAGCCAAAAUUCCUUUAUCACAUACUCACUUAUUGACAGCAAAUUUGAUGGGAUUCCUGUAUCUUCAUACAUUUCUGUCAACCCAGAGAAUGGAAAAGUUUUUUCUUUACUUUCAUUUGAUCAUGAGCAGGCAAAACAUUUUCAGUGUCAGAUAAAAGCAACAGAUGCUGGAUUACCUCCACUAAGUAGCAAUCUGACUUUGCACAUUUUUAUUGAGGAUGUUAAUGACAACGUCCCAGCUCUUAUCACUCCAUAUUUGACUGGUGAGGCUAAAGUCACAGAGAUUGUUCAGAAAUCAGCUAAAGUAGGUGAUCUGGUCACUAAAAUUAAAGCAAUUGAUGAAGACUCGGGGUACAAUGCUUGGGUAUCUUAUGACUUUAUCAAUCCUGCCAAAAAUGUCCCAUUUGCUAUUGGACAGCAGAGUGGGGAAGUCACUGUGAUUCGUUCUCUCAUGGAAUCAGAUGAUGAUGAAUAUAGAUUGUCCAUUUUAUUAAAAGAUCAUGGUGAACCACAGAUGUCAUCAAUGGUGACACUUACCAUCUUACUGGUGAAUUCAAUCGAGGAUAUACCUGUAGAAAGAAAAAAUCACUAUAAAAACGAAGAAGAAUUUUCAGAUGCAAAUGUUUAUCUGAUUAUAUCAAUUUGUGUGAUCUCCACUGUAUUUCUUAUUACUCUCAUUAUAUAUACUGUUUUAAAGUGGCAUAAGUAUACACAAGAAAUUAAUGAGUUGAAACAGUAUAAUUUUUGUUCGAGUAUAGCGAGAAGCUGGACUUACUCACAGCAACAUCAAUAUAAGGUUUGCUUGGGCGGAGCUCCACCAAAAAAUGAUUUAAUACUUUUCACUCAAAAUGGAGUCAUGGAUGACACGAUUUCUAAUAAUGGGAGUCUGCCAUCAGAUUCUGCUGGGAAGGUGAGAUAA
Messenger RNA from Spea bombifrons (plains spadefoot toad), 2608 nucleotides. RefSeq names its product protocadherin alpha-6-like. NCBI's taxonomy places the organism in Eukaryota, Metazoa, Chordata, Amphibia, Anura, Pelobatidae. Gene Ontology annotation, molecular function: calcium ion binding. Gene Ontology annotation, cellular component: plasma membrane. The record is from RefSeq and is a predicted model, not a curated record. The transcript has a single exon. Bases 242 to 2608 code for a protein of 788 amino acids. Gene Ontology annotation, biological process: homophilic cell-cell adhesion.